Sipha flava (yellow sugarcane aphid) is the source of this 505-nucleotide messenger RNA. RefSeq lists its product as uncharacterized. The coding region runs from base 6 to 446 and encodes 146 amino acids. The record is from RefSeq and is a predicted model, not a curated record. The transcript is spliced from 3 exons. NCBI's taxonomy places the organism in Eukaryota, Metazoa, Arthropoda, Insecta, Hemiptera, Aphididae.
AAGGAAUGUAUUUUGAAAUGAAAAAACAUAUGAAUAAUAUUCAUAGCAGUCACAUUUUAAAAGGUUCAAGACAGUUGUUUGAUAUCUUGUUGGACAAAUAUUAUGCUCCAAAUAAUUGGUUCUUAAUUAAUCACAAUGAAUUCUUUGCAAUUACUUUUCAUUCAAAUAGAUACCUGCAAAUACAAGUGAAUUUUAUUGGACCCAUAGAUAAAUCAAAACAAUUUAAAUUUUCAAUUACAUUGAUUCAACAUAUUGCUCAAAAUGUAUCAAAAAAGUUAGUGUACCAGAAACCAAUACUUCCUUAUACACAAAUUAAAGAGAUAUCCUACCAUAACGGUUUAAUAGAAAAUGUAUUUUCUUUACCAUGUGAGGUAAUUGAGCCAUUCAUAAGAAAAAACCCUCGUCGUUUACCAAUUAUAUUAAGAGUUCAUACUGUUUCAAGUUAAUAAGCACUUUUAUAACAAUUUUUGUUAUUUUUUUUUUCAUAAUAAAUACUUAUUAUACU